Messenger RNA from Penaeus vannamei (Pacific white shrimp), 2306 nucleotides. Lineage: Eukaryota; Metazoa; Arthropoda; Malacostraca; Decapoda; Penaeidae. The record is from RefSeq and is a predicted model, not a curated record.
AUGCCCUCCCCAGGUAUCGAGACCGAUGUCAUUCUCAGAAUUCCGAUUCUCGUGAUGUUGCAGGACCCAGUUGCGAGCGAGUCGUGGGAGGGCGUCCGUGCAGGGUCCGAGCAACCGCCCCCCUGUCUGCAAGUGUCGCUGAUGCUGCCUCUCAUGGGGAUCCGCGUCUCUCUCGAUCAGCUGACGGGAUCUGAGGACUGUCUGUACCUCAAUGUCUUCACGCCGGCGGGUAGGGAGCCAGAGGAGAGGCUUCCAGUGAUGGUUUGGAUCCACGGGGGCGGCUACUUCUCAGGGGCCGCUGUGGAGUACCAGCCCCAGGUCCUUAUGAACCAUGACGUUGUCCUUGUUGUUGUGCAAUACAGGUUGGGCAUUUUGGGAUUCUUGUCUACGGAGGAUCAGGUGAUGCCUGGAAACUACGGGAUGAAGGACCAGGUCAUGGCACUCCGUUGGGUGCAGGAGAACAUCCACACCUUCGGGGGAGACAAAGACAGGGUCACCAUCUUCGGGGAGAGUGCUGGGGGCGCCUCCACCCACCUGCACAUGAUGUCGCCUAAAUCUACUGGGCUAUUCAAGAGAGCCAUCAUGCAGUCAGGAUCAGCAGUCGCACCAUGGGCACUAAGCAAGCGACACCUCGAAGCUGCCCAACACGCAGGCGAGACCUUGGGCUGCUUAGACACCUCCAAAAACGACGUUCUGCUGCGGUGCCUCCAAGCUGCAGACGCCAAGCAGCUGGUCGAGUUGUCUCAGGACUUUUUUGAGUGGUUCCUCUUCCCUAUGAGGAUGGGGCCGAGAGUGGACGGCGACUUCCUCCUCGACGACCCCGAGCUUCUGCUGCGGGAGGCAAAGCACGCUCGCGUCGACGUCAUCUCCGGGGUCACGGCGAACGAGGGGGCCUUCUUCAUCAACGCCUUGGAAGCCAACGAGAACACGCAACGGUCCUUGCAAGAGAAUUUUUCCGUCAGCGGUCCCAUCAGCCUUAAUCUGGACCCCGAAGACCCCGAUCCGGUCGCCAGCAGCACGAAAAUGUUCGAGUAUUACCUGGGGGACAUUGUCAUAGACGUCGACCACUAUGAGCAGCUUAUGGAGGUCGCGCCAAAACGUACUUCGCUCGACCAUCGCGCCGAGCUCACGUUCAGCGACCUUCUGAGCAAGGAGAGAAAAACGCAGUGGAUCUCCCACUGCGACGACCUCUUCUACCUGUUCCGCGGCGGGCCUUUCUUGCAGCAAGGUCGAAUGGAACUUCAAGACCUCGCCAGGGAAGAUGACCUCACACUCAGAGAAGUCAUCUUGAGCGCUUGGACCAACUUCGCGGCCACGGGAAACCCAACUCCAGAUAACACACUUGGAUUCGUAUGGGAGGCUGCCUCUGAGGACGACCUUCGCUAUUUGUCGCUGACGCCCACGCCCACAAUGCAAAAUGACCAGAGAAAGAAAUGCGGAAAUUCUUCGCGUCUCUGCCCGCGAGGCAAAACAAGCUCUUGUUUCCCGGCCAAGAAGACCAACAGGAGGAGGACGAGGACCUAGACCAAGAACAAGAGGAGGAGGACGAGGACGAGGAUAAGGACCAAGGACAUCAAGAGGAGAAGGAAGAAGACGAGGACCAAGAGGACGAGGACGACCUUGGCAUGGUGGAGGCCGAGGUUGCCUUCUCCAGGCAGUUUAACCAAGACGAACUAUAAUUUACCAGAAAGCAGGGGUUUUGCGGAAAUUUCUUUGGGGAAAGGAUUUUGAUAACCGGCGGUCCUUAACGCCGUUGGUUGGUUGAUCGUGAAGGUUACCUGUGCUUUCCUCUCUUCAGUUAUACAGCGUCAUCUCUCUUUAUCAUUAUACCUUUUUAACUGUGUCUCUUUGCCUUCCGUCCUAUCUCUCUGUCUUGAACUUUGUUUACCUUCCAUUUCAUCUCUUUACCUUCCUCUUUCCAUUCGUAUCCCAUUGCCUACCGGUUUAUCCUUUUACCUUCCACGUUAUCUCAUUACCUUCUGUUUCAUACCUUCCACUCUAUCACACUACUCAUCUUAUCUUCUUUAUCUUCCAUUCCAUCCUUUUCCUCUAUUACCCUUGAAAGGAAGGGACAGGCAAAUUAGGGAAGCCCAUUAAUCAAUCUUUAGGUGUUUGCUAAAUUGUUGGCGAGAGAAUUUUAUUUGUGUAUCAGUUUCAGUGUAAAUAUAUGCAGUGUGAUAUAGUUAUCCGUGUUAGGGCUGAGGAUAUGUUCAAACUUCCUUUUUAUAUGAGUAUUGCUUGAUAGAGAAAUGUUAAAAUCCAUGUUCAUGUGCCACACAAGUAAUGUUAAUAAAUGUCUUUGAUUA